Molecule: messenger RNA, 339 nt
Organism: Maudiozyma barnettii
Lineage: Eukaryota; Fungi; Ascomycota; Saccharomycetes; Saccharomycetales; Saccharomycetaceae
Exons: 1
Coding region: 1-339 (112 amino acids)
Source: RefSeq, a predicted model, not a curated record
AUGAGCGAGAACUUCUACCGGAUGAUGAUCCUUUUAGAGGAAGAAUUAGAAGUCCCAAUUGAAAACCUCAGUGAAUCUAAAUCUGAGAAGACUGAAGAAAAUAAAGAGGAUGCAAAGAAAUCACACGAAUUUAUUGACGAACUCAUACUACCCUUCAAAGUUGAUGAAUUAGACACUCUUAAUACUUGGUUUGACAAAUUUGAUGAGGAAAUAUGUAUACCAAAUGAAGGACAUAUAAAGUAUGAAAUUACAAGUGAUGGUCUGAUCGUACUAAUUUUAGAUAAGGAUAUGGAGAGUGUUAUAGCCAAAGUUAGAACAUUCGUCGAAGUUAACAAAUGA